AUGGAUAUGAACUUUUCGUACAAUGACGAGUUUUUCAAUUCAUCUGAUGAAGAUAAUCAUGAUGAUUUUGAUGCCGAAUCAGCAAUAUCUCCAACUAUUCGUUUUUGGAUACUUCUUAUUUCUUCUAUACCAUCAAUUAUAUGUUCAUUAUUGGUUCUUUGUCUUUUACUUAGUCAUCAAGAGCAUCGUCGUACAUUAAAUCAUCGUGUUGUCAUUAUUCAAUUGAUUGGUGAACUUAUCUACUUGCUUACACAUUUUCCUAUAUAUAUAAAUUAUCUUCGGUUGGGUUAUGUUUGGCCUCAAACACCAGCCAUGUGUCAUCUAUGGUGGUUUGUAGGUGAUGGUUUUUCUGACACAAUGACAAUUCUUAUGGCUUGGGCUUCAUUUGAAAGGCAUAUCUUAAUAUUUCAUGAUCAAUGGGUAUCAACUACUAGAAAAAGAUUUUUUGCUCAUUAUUUACCGGUAACAUUAAUUAUCACUUACUGUCCUAUUUACUAUUUGAUCGUUAUGGUAUUUCCACCAUGUGAAAACAUAUAUGAUUACAAUGAAAAAUUAUGUUCAUCGUCAUGUUUAUAUCAAAAUAUAGUUUUAUUACUGUAUGAUGCCAUUAUUAACGAUAUUUUGGCUACUAUACUUGUUGCAACAUUUAGUAUAUCAUUAAUUAUUCGUGUUCUUUGGCAUAAUCAUAUUCGUUAUCAUCGACAAAUUCAAUGGCGUAAGCAUCGAAAAAUAAUUAUAAUACUUAUGUCAAUAUCAACGAUUUAUCUUGCUUUUAAUUUACCUAUGAUGAUUUUAGAUUUUGCACAAAUAUGUGGUCUAUCUCAAGAUAUUGUAGAUCAUUUUGAACCAUAUUUUGAGUUUUUAAAUUAUUUUAUUUUUAUUUUUUAUCCAUUUAUUUGUCUUGGUACUAUGUUAACAAAAUUUCGAAGACCACGAGGAUUAGUUGGAACAAUACCAAUGACGGUGAUACCAAGAUCAAAAUCACAAAUGCCACAAGCUCAACAAUUGUAUUAA
This is a messenger RNA of Rotaria sp. Silwood2, 1014 nucleotides long. The record is from the annotation of a GenBank genome assembly. Lineage: Eukaryota; Metazoa; Rotifera; Eurotatoria; Philodinida; Philodinidae.